UUCCUCGGAGGAAACUUUCCGCCGGCUGGUCCAUCGGCCCUUGUUCGGCCCGCGCUGCCGCGGCCUGGGAUCCGAGCCGGGCGGGCAGGUGACCGGGACCGGACGGGGCGGGAGCGGCCGGGCCCCGGGUGUCUGCGGCCGCCGGACGCGCCGGGGCCGGGCAGCGGGGAAGCGCGGCGCUGACGGCUGACAGGGGAGCUGCGCCCCCAGAGAAGCAUGGAUGCCCCCCGAAGGGACAUGGAGUUGCUCAGCAACAGCCUGGCGGCCUACGCACACAUCCGCGCUAACCCCGAGAGCUUCGGCCUCUACUUCGUGCUGGGUGUCUGCUUUGGCCUGCUGCUCACCCUGUGCCUACUAGUCAUCAGCAUCUCCUGCGCACCCCGCCCGCGGCCCCGAGGCCCCACUCCGCGCCGGGACCCCCGCAGCAGCACCCUGGAGGCCGAGGACGACGACGACGACGACGACGAUGAGGACACUGUGACUCGGCUGGGCCCCGACGACACGCUGCCGGGCCCCGAGGUGUCCGCGGAGCCCGACGGGCCCCUGAGCGUCAACGUCUUCACUUCGGCGGAGGAGCUGGAGCGGGCGCAGCGGCUAGAGGAGCGGGAGCGGAUCCUGCGGGAGAUCUGGCGCACUGGACAGCCAGACCUGCUGGGCACCGGCACGCUGGGGCCCAGCCCCACGGGCACGGGCACCCUGGGCCGCAUGCACUAUUACUGACCGGCCCCAGAGCGUACUGGAUAUGCACAGGGGCUUCGAGCUGCCCCAGGACCUUUGGACUGCCCCUGCCCACGGUGCUAUGGAGGCCCCGCCCCCACGGCUCCCCUGGUGCUGUUGGGCCUGGAUUCCCGUACCCUGGGAGACACCCUUCCCCCGUCCAGCCAGAAGGCCCUGGGGGUAGGGCAGCACACAGGGUCCCCAUCCCCUCUCUGGGGGACGGUUAAGAGGUGACGUGACCAAUGAAAGCUGCAUUCUCAGUGA
Molecule: messenger RNA, 981 nt
Organism: Eubalaena glacialis (North Atlantic right whale)
Lineage: Eukaryota; Metazoa; Chordata; Mammalia; Artiodactyla; Balaenidae
Gene: EVA1B
Product: eva-1 homolog B
Exons: 3
Coding region: 217-720 (167 amino acids)
Source: RefSeq, a predicted model, not a curated record